UCGUGUCCUGUUUGUUUUGGGGGGGUUUAGCGCACCUGUCAGAAUAUCCGAAACAAGAUUAUACUCUUUUCUUUUUUGCAACCGGUUUGGCACCGUCGGAUGCGCUGCAGGCUGUGGUGUUUUUUUUUGUUCUCCAACUCCCAACUUUUAACACCGGGCUGCUGCUCACAGAGCUGCGGGGCUGCUGUGGCCGUCAAUUGGUCGCCGCACACCGGUUCACCUUCCGCACGGAGACCCCCCGCCCCCCUCCCCCUCCCUGCACACCGGAGGCGAACAUUUUGCCCGUCGAUUAGAAAUGGUCAUCAGCGCGUGCUAAUUGGGGCUCGUCGAUCUGCGAUCGUGUCCGUCAAGUUGGGCCGGUCGGCACGUUGACUUAUCGAUCUCGUCGCCGCCGGUCGAGUGUCCACGAUGAGCAGCAAACCCGCCGGCUCAACAAGUGGCUGUCUGGAUAUUCUGAAUGUCAAAUCAAGUCGGAUUCUGGACAUCCCAUGCAAAGUGUGCGGAGACCGCAGCUCGGGGAAGCACUACGGCGUUUACGCCUGCGACGGCUGCUCGGGAUUCUUCAAGAGGAGCAUCCGGAGGAACAGGACGUACGUCUGUAAAUCUGGCUCUCAGGGUGGCUGCCCUGUGGACAAAACCCACAGAAACCAGUGCCGAGCGUGCCGUUUGAAAAAGUGUCUAGAAGUCAACAUGAAUAAAGACGCCGUUCAACACGAGAGGGGACCCCGGACUUCCACUAUCCGCAAACAAGUCGCCCUAUAUUUCCGAGGCCAUAAAGAGGUGAACGGAUCAUCGACCCAUUUCCCGGGAUCCUCUCUGUCCGGCCCCCCUUUCUUCACCACGGUCACUCAACUGGAGCCUCACAACCUGGAGAUGAGCGCAGUCGCCACCACACCGGAAAGACAGGCCAUCGUGGGUCUGGCACAGCCCACCCCCAAGGUAUAUUUUUAUCCCCAUGAAGUCAGCGGCACCCCCCUGUACCUCUACGAGGUGGCGACGGAGUCCGUGUGCGAGUCAGCGGCGCGCCUCCUUUUCAUGAGCAUCAAGUGGGCAAAGAGUGUUCCCGCAUUCUCCACCCUCCCCUUAUCGGAUCAGCUGAUUCUGUUGGAGGACGCUUGGAGGGAGUUGUUUGUUCUUGGCAUCGCGCAAUGGGCCAUUCCGGUGGAUUCUACCACUCUUCUUGCCGUUUCUGGAAUGAACACGGAAAACACUGAGUCUCAGCGGAUGAAUAAGAUCAUAUCCGAGAUACAAGCACUCCAAGAGGUGGUGACCAGAUUCCGACAGAUGCGUCUCGAUGCGACGGAGUUCGCCUGUUUGAAAUGCAUCGUGACAUUUAAAGCUGUUCCGACCCACGGCAACACCGAGUUGAGAGGUUUCCGCAACGCCAGCGCCAUUGCAGCACUGCAGGACGAGGCACAGCUCACCCUCAACAGCUACAUACACACCAGAUACCCGACCCAGCCGUGCCGCUUCGGGAAGCUGCUCCUGCUGCUGCCGGCGCUCCGCUCGGUGGGCCCGUCCACCAUAGAGGAGGUGUUCUUCAAAAAGACUAUCGGCAACGUUCCCAUCACCAGGCUCCUCUCCGACAUGUACAAGUCCAGCGACAUAUGAACUCUCGCCAGGCGGAGAAGACUUGAAGCUGAAGGCCCGGAGACCCUCGCCGCAUUCAACAGAAUGUCAAAUCUUAAGCAGGUGUAACUGCGGGUUAUUGGCGAGCACAACAUCCCUUAAGGCUGUCUUGAAAGGGCCUAUUGAGGUCCAAGCUCGGACUGCAACACAGCCAGAAUUCAGCCAGUAGCCCGUUAACAGUCGCUGUAGUUAAAGAAUAGCCUGUAACUUUGAUUAAAAUUCCCAGUGAACAGCCGGUAGGGGCACAGGCAACACACACAAGAGUUUAAAUAUCGCCUAAAGACCCCGGAGAGCAUCUGCCAAGUAGGUCUGAUAAAGAGAUCUUGUAUAUUACGUUUUUUUGUUUUUUUUCCCCCCCGAGUGUCGGUGAGACCAAUGAGCUUGACGUCAGUCAGUCAGUCUUUUAACGCUGUGAUCGACCCCAGUGGAGGGAACCAAAAGAAGAAAAAAACUGAUGACGCACGCGCGACCGGGGAGUGUGAAUCGCCGUCCCUCGAUCUGGUGCUGAAACCAAACGCGCGGGGCGGACAAGAAGAGGCGCCAACUCCAUGGAGCAUUAGAGUUGAACGUACUUUUAAAGGAUAUGCUUGCGUUGCCUCCAGACUGUCAAACGGCGCUCGCCCGAGGAGGGCGUUUGUGUUUAAAAGUGGUAACUGUCCUUUUUGUGUCGGUGCGUCCUGUUUGAGGCGGUUUUAGGUCGACUUUUUGAAGUUAGCCACUAACACUGGAUGAAAAAUGUUCAGCACUUGGAAAUGUUUUUUGUGGAUUGUGAUGUUUUUAUCAUGUUGUAAAUAUUUGGAGUUAUAACUAUUUAGUUGUCGACGAGAUAAUAAAAAAAAACACUGAAUUGAA
Gasterosteus aculeatus aculeatus (three-spined stickleback) is the source of this 2481-nucleotide messenger RNA. It is a transcript of the gene nr2e1, whose product is annotated as nuclear receptor subfamily 2, group E, member 1. The record is from RefSeq and is a predicted model, not a curated record. Gene Ontology annotation, biological process: regulation of DNA-templated transcription. Gene Ontology annotation, molecular function: DNA-binding transcription factor activity; sequence-specific DNA binding; zinc ion binding. NCBI's taxonomy places the organism in Eukaryota, Metazoa, Chordata, Actinopteri, Perciformes, Gasterosteidae.